Molecule: messenger RNA, 1230 nt
Organism: Anopheles coluzzii
Lineage: Eukaryota; Metazoa; Arthropoda; Insecta; Diptera; Culicidae
Product: estradiol 17-beta-dehydrogenase 11-like
Exons: 5
Coding region: 96-1100 (334 amino acids)
Cellular component (GO): lipid droplet
Molecular function (GO): oxidoreductase activity, acting on the CH-OH group of donors, NAD or NADP as acceptor
Source: RefSeq, a predicted model, not a curated record
UGAUUCAGUAGCUUCCGUUUCAUCGAUACUGUGAGAAGUGAUUUUGCCGUGCCGUGCAGUGUUUUUUUUUCUUUCUUCAAUUCCCUCCCCAAACGAUGACAGCUCCGAACACCGAUCGUCACCUUACCCAGCCCUACGAAUGGGCUGGACCGGUGCCGCUUAAAACUAGCCUACAGCGUGCGAGGGAAGUGUUUGCGACGCUGCUUAACCUGCUGGUGUUUGCCUUCGAAUCGGUGCCCCUCUGGUGGGAAACGCUGGUCGCACAGUUUGUCACGCCGAGCUCAAAAAACAUAUCCGGCCAGACGGCACUGGUGACGGGUGGUGCGAACGGGCUGGGACAGUCGAUCGCAAUCGCACUGGCCAAGGAGGGUUGCAACGUGGCCGUAGUGGAUGUGGACGAAACGAACGCACGCGAAACGGUGGCCAACCUUCGCCGCUACAACGUGUCCGCCGAGGCGUACAAGGUUGAUGUUUCGGACUACGAGGCAGUCCGCCAGCUGGGACGCGACGUCGAACGAGAUCUCGGCCCGGUCGAUAUUCUCGUGAACAAUGCCGGCAUCUUGCCUACCAGCUUCUCCCAGGAUGCGCUUCCAUCCCACAUCGAACGAAGCAUGGGAGUGAACGUGCUGUCAAGCGUUUGGACCACACAAACCUUCAUCGACAGCAUGAUCCGACGGCGGAAGGGACACAUCGUAGCGAUUAGCUCGAUCGCCGGCUACAUCGCCCCGGGGUGGGCAAAGACGUACGCCACGACCAAGUUUGCGCUGCGCGGCUUCAUGGAUGCGCUCGAGGACGAUCUAUAUCUGCGGGGACAGGCGAACCAUGUGCACACUACGACCGUAUUUCCUUUCGCGUUCAACACGCGCAAACAGGCGAUCAGUUUGCUGAAAGCAUCGUCAGGUCUUACUCGUCUACCAAUCUACGAGCCGGCCAUGCUCGGUGAGACGGUGGUGAGAGCGAUCAAAACAAACCAGCGCAAGGUGGUAGUGCCGGAGGUGUUGAAACCGUACCAGCUGUCCAUUUAUGAGAAUCUACCCAUUAAAAUUCGCCAGCUAUUGACGCGAACAAUGGCACAGGGUGAGGUAAAGUUGGUAGAUUAGCGUGCUGACACAAUCACCAUGAUCAAAUCAUUGGAAUCGUAAUCGGUUCCAUGCUCUUUGAUUGCAAAUUUUGUGUGCAAGAUAAAUUGUAGCUGCUGCGGGAAAUAAAUUUACAUUACUAAGGAUUGUA